Messenger RNA from Candidula unifasciata, 462 nucleotides. The record is from the annotation of a GenBank genome assembly. Lineage: Eukaryota; Metazoa; Mollusca; Gastropoda; Stylommatophora; Geomitridae.
AUGGCACAUUUUGAUGAAAGAAUUGGUAUAGUUCCCUGUAAAACAGAAUGGGGACAGUGGUGGCAAACCGUUGACGAGGUUUACAUUGAGAUAAAUUCAUCUUCACAGCUCAAAGCCAAGGAAGUCAAAUGCGCUAUAACCCCGAAACAUAUUCGCGUUGAAAUCAAAGGGAAUUUAAUUUUUGAGGGUGAUUUCUGUGAACCGGUGCAUGCUGAUGAAGCGCUGUGGACGUUAGAGGAUAAGUGUCUGAUCAGGAUAUGUCUCAGUAAAGCUCACAAUACAGCCGCCCACUGUUGGCCUUCACUUCUGCAGGGAAAGUAUCAAGCUGACCCUUAUACCUUUGAUGAAAUGCAAAAGAAGUUAACACUUCAGCGCUUUCAGUUAGAGAACCCAGGCAUGGAUUUCAGUGGGGCCUCAAUGACAGGAAACUACCAUGGAGGAGGACCACAACUGCCUAGCUAA